This is a messenger RNA of Linum tenue, 2306 nucleotides long. The record is from the annotation of a GenBank genome assembly. Lineage: Eukaryota; Viridiplantae; Streptophyta; Magnoliopsida; Malpighiales; Linaceae.
CUCAGAAAAAAAAAAAAAAAAAAACACCUUGGCGUCGACAUGCUAGGAUUUGGCCCAACGCCUUCUUGACCAAACAGCAUAGCAGGAAAAUCAACAGCAACCUCAGAAAAGAAUCCCACCAAAGAUAAUCGACCGGGAUUCGGGUCCCGUCCUACUGCAUAACUUUCCAGCGUGAUUCUGCGUGUCGAAAAUCGAAACCUCUAUCGUACCCGGUGGCGGUCCGCGCGCGAAGGCUAAGGUCCCCCGGAUAAAGAUUGUUAUUGCUGCCGCAAUCCAACGGCGGAGUCGCCGACUACGAAUAACGAGGAAGGAGAAGAUAACGGACUUCAGUACGGCGACGGAGAGACUGAUCGGUGGGAAGAAAACGAAGGGGAGGCGAUAGGACACAUACCCGUCUUCAUCUGGAAAUGAUUCCAAUCAUUCGUUAAUCGUCGGAACCGAAGCCCUCGCAAGGUGCCGCCUUUUCGCUUGCAAUUUUCCGUGUUCGUUUUAUAAUUGGAGCUUCCUGUGGAAUUGAAAUAGGAGAGCAUCCAGCACUUCCAAAUCUGCUGGAAGGGUUGAACUCCUGUCCUUCACUAGAAUUUUCCUUUGUUUGUAACGGAAGGCGGGGAAAAGGGGGCCAUUGGUGGUUGUUUGUUUUCAUUCUCUUGUGUUCGUUCUGUGUGCAUUACCAAUCGCCAAUGGCGGAUCUCAAAGAGCGGUUGCUUCCACCAAAAACAGCAUCAGCAGUAAACCUUAGGGAUGGGUCAUAUAGGCCGUCAGCUUCUGGUCGUCAGCCAUUUCAAGGGGUGGAUGUUAUGGGUUUGAAGAAACGUGGGCAGGGACUUAGGUCUUGGAUACGGGUUGAUUCAUCUGGCAACUCCCAGAUUAUCGAGGUUGACAAGUUUACUAUGAUGAGGCGCUGUGAUUUACCUGCCCGCGAUCUUCGCCUGCUCGACCCUCUGUUUGUCUACCCUUCGACGAUUCUUGGACGAGAGAAGGCUAUAGUUGUGAACUUAGAGCAGAUUAGGUGCAUAAUUACAGCUGAUGAGGUUCUACUUCUGAAUUCGCUUGACAACUAUGUGCUGCAGUAUGUGGUAGAGCUGCAACGGCGACUGACUACAGCUGGAGUAGGUGAGGUUUGGCAGUCGGAAGGUCCGGAAUUGAAUAGAAGGAGGAGUAGUAGGAUUUACGAUAGUGUUUUUGGCACUCCAUCCCCGGAUUAUUUGCCGUUUGAGUUUAAGGCACUCGAGGUUGCUCUGGAGGCUGCCUGCACUUUCCUUGAUUCUCAGGCAGCAGAGUUAGAGAUUGAAGCCUACCCAUUGCUAGAUGAACUGACAUCCAAGAUCAGCACACUCAAUUUGGAACGAGUGCGUCGAUUAAAAAGCAGACUUGUAGCUUUAACCAGAAGAGUCCAGAAGGUUAGGGAUGAGAUAGAGCAGCUGAUGGAUGAUGAUGGAGAUAUGGCUGAAAUGUACCUCACUGAAAAGAAAAGCCGAAUGGAGUCAUCGUUUUAUGAACAGGGCUCUAUAGGAUUCAAGUCAAAUGAUGGAGGGGUAUCCGCUUCAGCUCCAGUUUCCCCUGUUUCUUCACCACCUGAUUCCAGGCGGCUGGAGAAGUGCUUGAGUAUUGCUAGGAGUCGACAUGAAAGCAUGAGGAGCUCAGAAAGCGGUACUGAGAGUAUAGAGGAGUUGGAAAUGUUGCUGGAAGCAUAUUUUGUGGUCAUUGAUAGUACCUUAAACAAGUUGACAUCGUUGAAGGAGUACAUUGAUGACACUGAAGAUUUCAUCAAUAUCCAGCUGGAUAACGUCAGAAAUCAGCUGAUCCAAUUCGAGCUGAUACUCACUACUGCUACAUUCGUCGUGGCGAUUUUUGGGGUAGUAGCAGGUGUCUUCGGCAUGAACUUUGCGAUACCUCUGUUUGAUUACCCAGGUGCUUUUAAGUGGGUGCUUAUGAUCACAGCAGUGUGCGGGAUUACCAUAUUCUGUGCAUUUGUAUGGUUCUUCAAGUACAGAAGACUCAUGCCGCUAUAGAAACAGCAUUAUAGAAAUAUAGAUGUUGCUAUUCGCACUCCGAACAGUGUCUGAAAGACUUCCUAUAUUAUAGUUGCAAAUGUCUCUGUAAUAGGGAUUUGUCGAUGGAUCGAGGACCGUGGCAAGGUGCCUCUCCAUCUCCCUCUCUUUUGUUUGAGCAUUAUUUGGAAAGAUCAAUGAGAACAGCACAUAGAGCUUAGCUUAAUGUGAUCAAUUGGCAGGGUGUAUGAUAUCAUGUUUGGAUCCCUUUUGGAAAGGGAUAAUGAAACUUCAAGUCCAUGAACAACUUAUAGC